Helianthus annuus (common sunflower) is the source of this 1607-nucleotide messenger RNA. RefSeq names its product common plant regulatory factor 1. Gene Ontology annotation, molecular function: sequence-specific DNA binding; DNA-binding transcription factor activity. The transcript is spliced from 11 exons. Gene Ontology annotation, biological process: regulation of DNA-templated transcription. NCBI's taxonomy places the organism in Eukaryota, Viridiplantae, Streptophyta, Magnoliopsida, Asterales, Asteraceae. The record is from RefSeq and is a predicted model, not a curated record. The coding region runs from base 256 to 1344 and encodes 362 amino acids. Gene Ontology annotation, cellular component: nucleus.
AUCGUAUAUACACUUAUUACACGUGGCAGCUGACGUGGAAGGUAGCCAUAUUGAGCAAAAAGCCCCCACUUCUUCCCUCCUUGGUUGCAGACGACAGACACAUGAUCAAACAAACAUACAAACUGCAUCAAAAUUCUUCUUCUUCUUCAUCCCAAUCAGUCAUUCAGCCAAGGGAGGAAGUAUUUAGCAAGACAAAUUUAAUAGCUGAACGUGAAAGGCCCGCAUCAUAUCUAAACCGGUUUAAGGUGUUUACCCAUGGGAAACUGUGAAGAAGCAAAGGAUUGUAAGCCCGAAGAAACAUCUUCACCACCUGCGCAACAGACCUGUCAUGUAUAUACUGAUUGGGCGUCCAUGCAGGCUUAUUACGGCCCGAGAAUGGCUGUGCCACCAUACUUCAGUUCACCUGUUGCAUCUGGUCAUGCACCUCCACCUUAUAUGUGGGGUCCAAUGCCGCAUAUGAUGCCCCCUUACGCUGCAAUUUAUCCACAUGGAGGUGUUUAUGCACAUCCCGGAGUUACUGUGGCGGGUAAUCCUAAUCCUACACUCGUACCAAUCGAUUCUUGUGCCAAGUCAUCAGGGAAUCCAGAUAGAGGCUUGAUAAAGAAGUUGAAAGGAAUUGAUGAGCUAACAAUGUCGAUAGGGAACAACAAUGGAAUCUCUAAUAGUCGAGAUACGGAAGGUUCCAGUGAAGGCAGUGAUGGUAAUACAAGUUGUAAAAAUGGUCACAAAAGGAUCCGUGGAGGAUCAUCUACAAGUUCUGAAGGUGGCAAGACUGAGCGAAGUGAUGCGAACGGGGUCUCUAAGAAAGUGACAGGUGUCAAGAUUUUGGGUAAAGAAGUUGGAGCGGUUAUUUCUGGUGACUCGGGAACCGAGCUAGAGCUUAAGAAGUCGCCAGCAUCUGCCAACAUGGCCAUGGUGCCCAACAGUCUUGUGCUUCAGAACGAACGAGAACUGAAAAGGGAAAAAAGAAAGCAGUCUAACCGAGAAUCAGCUAGGAGGUCGAGAUUAAGGAAACAGGCCGAAGCCGAAGAACUUGGUACAAGAGUUGAAGCACUCACUAGUGAAAAUUUGAAACUCAAGUCUGAGAUUAACCAGUUAACCGUUAAUGCAACAAACUUGAAGCUUCAAAACGCUAAACUACUGGAAAAACUUAAGAAAGCUACAGAAGGCCCAAGGGCCGACAAAAAGGGUUCAUCUCUGAGCACUGCUAACCUCCUCUCUAGGGUCGACAACCGAUCUGGUUCUGUAGUUGGAGAGGCCACCAGUUCUGGUUCUGGUGCACCGCUGCACCAACUUCUGGAUGCUAGUCCCCGGGCCGAUGGUGUUGCGGCUGGUGCUGGCUAACCCACAACAAGCAUGCUCUUGACCCCUUGCUAUUGUGUCUUAAUUUAUAAAGUUAAUUGUGUAAAUUUGGUCUAUUUAUGUGAUCCAAAUUACUUCUAACAGUAAGUAGAGGAUAUCAAUCUGUCUCAAAUAGGUACCCUGAGUUUCAGAGUCCGGGUCUGGGUCAAAGUUGGCCGCCGAUAGUUUGCUGUAAUUAACCGAUCUGAUGAAACCUAUAUACAUGUUUGGUGUGAUAUAUAAGAUGUGUUGGUUGGAUAUGUUAA